AUGUUUUGCCGACCGCGUCCAAUGCACAUGUCGGUGGGGGGCCGCAUACCGAGGCGGACGGUGGCCGCGGCGUUUUCUGUUGGAUUUUCGGGCACCACAACAACAACAACAACCGCCCACCGUCGUUGUUACCGAACAGACUUCUUCAGCAGUGAAGCCGCGGAGGGGCGAGCGGCCACGAGAGCUUUUUCUCCUCCUCCUGUUCCUCCUCCUGCUCCUCCUGCCCCACCGAUAGAUGCGGCUACCCUCGCCGCAAUGCUCGACGAUGUCAGUCCGGAGGUGGUGGCAGGGCAUCAGGAAGAGGUGGUGGCGAUGAAGGCACCGUCAGCCUCAUCGGCGAGGGGAGAAAACGCCUCUGCGACAUCCAAAGGUUUUUUGAGUGAUAUUGUUGCUGACACGCAGGAGCUUAAUACGGUGGUUGCAGAGGAAGCGAUUGAGGAAGAAUGUGCAAUUCUGCUGCAGCCAGAGCGCCCGGAGAUGGAAAGCCAAUACGAGUGCGGGUUAUCCAAAACGGAGGAGGUUGCCACAGAGACACCUGCGUCAGCGAGUUGGGUCACCAAAAUGAACUCUUCAUGCAGUUACCUCUCUCGGCAGGAUGCUCUUUACUUGGCGGCACCAACCCCAUUGGACGCACGGAUGCCAGUUGUUUCCACGCCAGCUUCUUCAUUGUGUGUUAUGGUCGUUUUUGCCGCGAAUGACAUGCGUGUCCAUGACAACUAUACAUUGGCGUUAGCAGCCGUACGGGCAGAAGCGGCAGGUGGCCUACCAGUUAUAGCCGUCGCUGUCAUCGACUACCGCACCUUUGCACAGCCGAGUGCUGUUGGCGGGUACUUUCGGCAGAGCCCCAUGCGGGCGCGUUUUUUUCUUGAGUCCCUUGCAAAGUUGCGGGCGACGAUAGAAGAGGAAUUACAUGUGCCGCUUCUUAUUCGCUGUGGACGGCCCGAAGAACACGUCCCACGUCUCGCAGUAGAGUGCGGUGCGACCGAUGUUUUCAUGACAACGCAGUAUGCCCCACAUGAGAAGAAUGUUCAUGACACCAUCGUGGAGUCGAUUAAACGCCGCAAGUGGGUGAGCCGCGAUGUCGCCUCAGGCCUGAAGCCAAAAACACAUGACGCUGCCGUAUCCCAUCCAUACGGCAACUGCGACGGGGAUAGGGAGGCGGUAACAGCUGCAGUGUCUCCUGUCCCACACAGCGUAUGGCAGACAACCCUGGUGCACAUAGAUGACCUGCCCGUGCCGGUGGCGGCCAUGGCAGAAGGCGAGCGUUGGUACCAUGACGAUGUGACUGUUGCGAGUAUUCGCCCGACGGCACCGUACGAUCGUUAUAUUGCAAGGAUAUCAUCCCUACCGACGCGGCACGAACUUCUUCCUACCGCAGCGGAACGGAGUGGUUUGGCUCACCCGCCUCUGUACCGCGGCAGCAUUCCAACUUUGGAUCAACUUGGCUACGGCAACCAGGAAGCCUUUGCGGUGGAGGAGGUCAUUGCGACACAGUCCUCACACCCACCUGGGGAACACGCGGCAAUUGAACGAGUGGAGGAUUGGCUUGCCGGUGGGGGUGUGACGUCGCUGCUGCGCCAUGGCCGAGAGCACCGUACAAACGUGAAAAUGUACUCGCAACGCCUCUCGCGGGUAUCGCCGUACCUCUCGAAUGGAUCCCUUUCACCGCGACGGUUCUACGAGAUGCUGCGGCGUUAUGCCACCGAGAAUCUGCGGGAUAAUUUUGUGCAAAUGCAAUACCGUGAGGCACUCCUCCGGUUGAGUCGACGUGAUUAUUGGCACUGGAUGGGCUUGCGUUACGGGCCACUGCUCUUUUUCCCGUAUGGCCCACGACCCGAACAAACCGACAACAUCCCCGACUGGCGUCAUGAUGAAAAAAUUGUGCAGAAGUGGUGUGCAGGACUCACUGGCGUGCCUUUUGCGGAUGCGGCAAUGCGGGAACUGUUGACGACUGGUUUUGUUGCCCACGAGGGACGACAGGCGUUGGCCUGGUUGUUGACACGCGGCUAUGGACAAGACUGGCGCCUUGGGGCGGAGUGGUUGGAACGCUGCUCGCUUGACUACGAUCCGUUUCUCUGUUACGGCAAUUUUGCAUACUUCAGUGAACUUAUCUUGGAUGACUUUGGUGAACCAGUGCGCAGUGUUCAUUGGCUUGCCCACCACCAUGACCAGACAGGCAUCUACGUUAAGAAAUGGCUCCCGCUGCUAAGUAAGAUCCCGCCUGUGUACAUUCACAGACCGCAUGUGCUUACGCCGAGGAUGCAGGCUAUGCAUGGUGUGAGACUGGGUAAAACCUACCCGUACCCGCUGAAGCUGUGGGAUGGGGCGCAGUACAUGUUAGGCAGUGACGAGCUCACGACGUACUUUGACGACUCAAGUGCAUGGCAUCGGAAGACGAAGAGUGGCGCAGGAGGUCCAGGCCAUGCGGAAGCUCUACGCCACGGAAAGGCGAUCAUGAAGGUCAGAGAAUGGAACGCUGCCAUCUUGCCAGAGGAGGUCGCCCAACGUCCAUGGGCGCAUCACCUUCCCGCAUCUGCCUUUGAGAGUAGUGAAGACGAGGUGGAAACGCUUCAAAUGAGGCAUCGGAACCAAAAUCAGCCAACACGACAUGGGCAGCUUUCUCUCUGA
Messenger RNA from Trypanosoma cruzi, 2628 nucleotides. RefSeq names its product DNA photolyase, putative. Gene Ontology annotation, molecular function: DNA binding; FAD binding. The transcript has a single exon. Gene Ontology annotation, biological process: photoreactive repair. The record is from RefSeq and is a predicted model, not a curated record. Lineage: Eukaryota; Euglenozoa; Kinetoplastea; Trypanosomatida; Trypanosomatidae. Bases 1 to 2628 code for a protein of 875 amino acids.